UGAACGACAUCUGUCAGAAUUCCAAGAUAACCAUUAGUUUGUGAAAAAGAAUAAAAAAUCAUCUUUUUGUAUUUAAUCGAUAAUAAUCAAUUCUAGUUUCAUUGAAAACCUUUAUAGACGUACAUAAGUUGGUGCUUAAUAUUUAUACUUAGUGGAUACUUUUGGUGUUUCUUCCUAGAUAAAAUGCACGGAAGAAUUAAAGUUCGAACAACUGAAGAAGAAAAGGCUAGAAAAGAAAAGGAAAGGCAAGAGAAACUGAAAAUCUUUAAACAUGCAAUGCAGAAGAUUUUUAAAAAAAGAAAAGAUGGUGAGCAAGAUGAAGAACAACUAGAAAUUACUGGAAAGACACUGUCAUCUAAUCCAGAUAUUUAUACACUGUGGAAUAUAAGGCGAGAAAUACUUAUUGUUUUCAGUAAAACAAAAAGUGAAGAGGACAUGUCAAAGUUGUAUGACACAGAGUUGAGUUUAACUGAGUAUUGCUUAAAAAUAAAUCCAAAAUCAUAUUGCGCUUGGCAUCAAAGAGAAUGGGUGCUAUCUGCCAGACCGAAUCCAGAUUGGAAGAAAGAGCUUGAAUUGUGUAACAUGUAUCUCAAGUAUGAUGAAAGAAAUUUUCAUACUUGGGAUUAUCGCCGAUUCGUUGUCAGCCAAUGCAAGCCACCGCUUCAAGAAGAGUUUGAUUUCACUACAGAAAAACUAUAUGACAACUUCUCAAAUUAUUCAGCUUGGCAUUACAGAAGCAAAUUGCUAGUUCAGCUAUAUCCUGAUGAAAAAGGAGGCAGACCAAUCCAAGAUAAUCAUCACAAACAUGAAUUGAAAAUGGUUCAAAGCGCUGCCUUUACAGACCCUGAUGACACAAGUGCCUGGUUUUAUCAAAGGUGGUUACUAGGUGCAGUAAAAGUCACAAUUCAACUUGUUUGUUGCACUGUGACUCCUUCAAAGACAACACUUGCUUGGAGCAAAAGAGUUUCUAAUGAUUAUAUAAAUAGCAAUAUAAAGUUGUAUAUCAAUAAUCAGGUUGUUGAUGGCACAUGGAUCUCUUGCACUGGACUUGAUUAUGAUGAUGUGUGGAUUCUUGAACACAAUCAUGAAGUUGCUGAUGAUUUAGACAUUAUGGUAGAACACACUCUUAGUGAUGAAAAUCAUAUAAUUAUCAAUUGUGAGAAGUACCAACCUUAUACAUAUGUGGGCAAGAAUAAAAUAUGUUUCAAAAACCAAUAUUCUCAACCUGUGAUAGAAGAGCUAAAUGAGCAACUGGAUUCAUGUAGACAAUUACUAGCCCUAGAACCAGAUAAUAAAUGGACAUUACUAACUACAACAUUCUUCUUAUACUGUAUUGAUGCAAGUCUAUAUCACAAAGAAAUUGUGGCAAAUCUAGAUUUGCUAAAAGAUUUAGACACUCAAAGAGCUGGAUACUAUAGUGAUUUAAUAUCGAAAUGGAGUAUUGAGCAACAGUUACCGAAAGAUUAUGAGACUGAGAAUACAAGUCUACAGUAUAAAAUAGUUUUUAGUGAAAAGAUAACGAGGUUACCUCAUUUACAGUAUUACAGUUUCUGUCAAAUUGUUGACCUAUCCUGUCAAAAUUUGACAUCAAGGAGUUUACCAACUUUAAUCAAACUGCAGCAUUGUAAGGUACUAAAUCUAUCAAGCAACAAAAUAACCACAAUAGAAAAUUUUCCUGCUAUAGAAUUGGAAGAGUUGCAUUUAGAAGAUAAUAUUGAAUUACAUAAGACACAGGUUGAUAUAUUUAAAGAUAAACACAAAUCUAUGAAAAUAUAUUUUUAAUUCUAAUUUAAUUUCUAGGCAGUAUGUAAUAUGUAUUUCUCUUAUGUACUGUAAUAAAAGUUAAUGUAUGUUUGUCUGUCUGUUAUCUUAAUUUUGGCACAGAGAUGAGUUUCCUACUGAGUGUAUCCUCGUAUAAGUGUUGAUACAGACAGACUGGAAAAUUGCAGUUAUGUUAACUGUAAUAAAACCGCAUCCAAAACGCAAUUUUUCAGUCGGCUUGCAGUCCAUCUUAUGCCCUUUAAAAGUAAAAUACAUUUAUUAGUCUUUUUACUUUUUCAAAAUUGAUGAACCUAUCUUGAUAAAAUCUGCAUAACUUGCAUUCUAUAAGAUGGGCAUAAGUAAUUUUUUCAAAAGGAUGUGAAUAUAAUUAUUGUACAGUUUAUAUAAAUAAUCCCAUAUAGAGUCGCAGACAAGAGCUAGCUUAACAUUUUUAAUGGAGCACUAAAUAAGAAAGUUUCCUGUGACACAAAAACAAAAAAUAGUAGGUAAUUACAUCAAUUGGAUUGGAAAAUGGUUGGAUUUAUUAUCUAUAAAGAAAUAAUGUUUAAAUACUUUAAAAAACUGGUUAAGUACGAGGACUCGCACACCAAGGGUUCCAUACCAUGCACUUAUACCAUAACACUAAGUAGGUAACUUUUAAAUUUUUUAUUUGCAUGGUGCCCAUUUUGAAAUUCGGCACCUUGGUUUUUAGAGUUCCGUACCAUGUAGUAAGUAAAAUUUGAUAUUAUUAACAGUAAAGCUCUAUAAACAAAGUUUUGCUGCUCGUUAACAAGUCAUUUUUACCGUUUUUUCUUUUGUAGUACGAAACCCUCGGUGCGCAACAUUGACCCGUGCUUGGCCGGCUUUUUAUUUAUUUGAUAUAUUUAUAGCGACAAUAGAAAUUUACAGAGGAAAUUUUAACUCUCCACCUAUUACAGUUCAUGAGAUACACCAUACAGCCCACAGACAGACAGAUGGGCAGACAUUGAAGGCUUAGUAAUAGGGUCUGAUCCUGUUGGUAGAGAACGCAAAAAAAUUAAAACUUUCUUAUUGCAAUGCUAAUUACUUAUUAGGGAUGUACUAUGUAAAAUGAAAUUUCAUUGGGAUUUCUGAGAUGUCUAGUUUGCCAUACACAGAAAAUGCAGAAUCACUUUCAACAAACAUCAUUAAUUAAUAAAGCAUCUUAAAAUUUCCUACAGGCUUUUUGGCCAUAAGAUUAUGCUUUCUACCAAUAAGAGUAUUCUUGUUGUUUUAGAAUUCCAUUGAAAUUAGUUGCACAUGUUAGCAAUCAAUUCAUGCAGGUUAAACAAAAUACUCUUGUUGGAAAAGUCCAUACAGAUGUUGAAACUAUUUUUUUAUAUAUAUUUUUUAUUUGUAAUUUUAGGUUUUAAUGUCUAAUACUAAGAUUAAAUAACAAAAAUGUUUAUUAUUUAUACCUACGUCUUACACACUAUAGUCUUAUUUACAAUGUAAACUGAACCAAACUUUAACUUUAAUGAACAGAAACCAAUGUUUACAUUCUCCUUGAUUAACUUCUAAUAUAAGUAUUUAUAAAAAUCA
Maniola jurtina (meadow brown) is the source of this 3321-nucleotide messenger RNA. RefSeq names its product geranylgeranyl transferase type-2 subunit alpha (gene RabGGTa). The record is from RefSeq and is a predicted model, not a curated record. The coding region runs from base 184 to 1782 and encodes 532 amino acids. Gene Ontology annotation, molecular function: Rab geranylgeranyltransferase activity; protein binding. Lineage: Eukaryota; Metazoa; Arthropoda; Insecta; Lepidoptera; Nymphalidae. The transcript is spliced from 10 exons. Gene Ontology annotation, biological process: protein geranylgeranylation. Gene Ontology annotation, cellular component: Rab-protein geranylgeranyltransferase complex; cytoplasm.